AUGGAUCUUGUAAGUUUUUCUGUCAGGCUGCAGGUGUUCCUUAGCACAUGUAUGGGACUGGAAUUUUUAGGCACACCAGGUCAGUGGGCACGCUACCACCGAUGGGAUGCCAGCACCCGCGGUGAUCUCAGCUUCCAGCUCAAGACAGAUGCUUCAGAGGCGCUGCUGCUGUACUUUGAUGAUGGAGGUUACUGUGACUUUCUGCAGCUGUCGGUGGUGGAGGGCCGACUCCAGCUGCGUUUCAGCAUCGACUGUGCUGAGGCCACAGUUGUGUCUGAAAGACGAGUGGAUGAUAGCAGCUGGCACUUUGCUACACUGAGCAGGUAUAACCUGCGCACAGUGCUGGGACUGGACGGCCAGGCCAAAGCAGAUGAGGUGCGGCCUCAGCGUCAGUUCAUGAAAAUAGUCAGCGAUCUCUUCCUGGGUGCAGUGCCUCAGGACAUCCACAACAGUGCGCUGACUCUUCCCACAGUGCAAAACAUGCAGCCUUUCAAGGGCACAAUUACAGACCUCAAAUAUGGCAACUCGCAACCCCUGUUCCUGGGAAGCCUUAAGGUGCCGCUGGAGUCAGAAGGGUGGUGCACCGUGAACCCGUGUGAGAAUGGCGGUACAUGCUCAGUGGUGGAUGGAGAGCCUGUCUGUGACUGCUCCAAAACAGAAUACAAGGGACGCUUCUGCAAUGAAGAGGAGGAGCCACAGCCAGGGCCCUCAGAAAAUGCACUGGUGAGUCAGGAGGGAGAUCUUGUAUUCAAUCCUGGCGGAGACAGGGGAAGAGUUGGAUGUGGAUCUGUUCAUCAUCCAACCAGGGCAAGGGAAGAGAAUGUGGCCACUUUCCGUGGCUCAGAGUACUUCUGCUACGACCUCUCCCAGAACCCCAUCCAGAGCAGCAGCGACGAGAUCACACUAUCCUUCAAGACAUGGCAGCGCAAUGGUCUAAUCCUUCAUACUGGCAAGUCAGCAGACUACGUCAACCUGGCACUGAAGGAUGGCGCCGUCUCCCUUGUGAUUAACCUAGGCUCUGGAGCCUUUGAAGCCAUUGUUGAGCCAGUCAACGGGAAGUUCAAUGACAACUCGUGGCAUGAUGUCAAAGUGACCCGCAACCUCCGGCAGCAAUCAGGCAUUGGAUACGCUAUGGUAAACACACUCCAUUGUAUGGUGACAAUAUCAGUUGAUGGGAUUCUGACCACCACGGGUUACACCCAAGAAGACUACACUAUGUUGGGAUCUGAUGACUUCUUCUACGUGGGUGGAAGCCCCAGCACUGCUGACCUGCCUGGAUCUCCAGUUAGCAACAACUUCAUGGGCUGUCUCAAGGAGGUGGUGUAUAAGAACAAUGACAUCCGUCUUGAGUUAUCCCGUCUGGCUCGAAUUGUGGACCCUAAGAUGAAAAUUCAAGGCGAGGUGUCCUACAAGUGUGAGAAUGUGGCCACCCUGGACCCAAUUUCUUUUGAGACUCCAGAGGCCUAUAUUAGUUUGCCAAAGUGGAACACCAAGCGGAUGGGAUCCAUUUCUUUCGAUUUUCGCACUACUGAGCCCAAUGGCCUCAUCCUCUUCACCCAUGGCAAACCACAGGAGCGCAAAGAUGCUGCGCGUAGCCAGAAGAACACCAAGGUUGAUUUCUUUGCAGUAGAGCUGCUAGAUGGCAGUCUGUACCUGCUGUUGGACAUGGGCUCAGGAACUAUCAAGGUAAAGGCCACCCAGACAAAAGUAAAUGAUGGUGCCUGGUAUCAUGUGGACAUCCAGAGAGAUGGACGCUCAGGCACCAUCUCUGUGAACAGCAGAAGGACUCCAUUCACAGCCAGUGGUGAGAGCGAGAUCCUGGACCUGGAAGGUGACAUGUACUUGGGGGGGCUUCCCACUGAUCGUACUAACCUCAUUCUGCCCACUGAGCUCUGGACAGCGAUGCUCAAUUAUGGCUAUGUGGGCUGUAUCCGUGACCUUUUCAUUGAUGGUCGAAGCAAGGACAUCCGUCAGAUAGCUGAGGCACAAAAUGGAGCUGGCAUCAAACCCUCGUGUAACAAGCAACCUGGCAAGCAGUGUGAGAGCUACCCAUGCAAGAACCGAGGUGUCUGCAAAGAAGGUUGGAAUCGAUUCAUCUGCGACUGCACCGGCACUGGCUUCUGGUCACGCACCUGUGAGAGAGAGGCUUCUAUCCUUUCCUAUGAUGGCAGCAUGUAUAUGAAGGUGGUCAUGCCAACCAUCAUGCACACUGAGGCUGAGGAUGUCUCUCUGCGUUUUCGCUCCCAGAGAGCUUAUGGCCUCCUCAUGGCCACUACCUCCCGAGACUCAGCCGACACUCUCAGGCUGGAGUUGGAUGGGGGUCGUGUUAAACUCACGGUCAACCUAGACUGUAUCAGGAUAAACUGUAACUCCAGCAAGGGACCGGAGACGCUGUAUGCUGGGCAAAAGCUCAAUGAUAAUGAAUGGCAUACAGUGCGUGUGGUGCGUCGUGGCAAAACCUACAAGCUAACAGUUGACGAUGAUGUAGCAGAAGGCCAAAUGGUGGGUGACCACACUCGUCUGGAGUUCCACAACAUCGAAACGGGCAUCAUGACAGACCGCCGAUUUGUUUCCAGCAUCCCAUCCAGUUUCAUUGGUCAUCUGCAGAGCCUCAGAUUCAACGGCAUGCUCUACAUUGACCUGUGCAAGAAUGGUGACAUUGAUUAUUGCGAGCUCAAUGCCCGCUUUGGGAUUCGUUCUAUUAUUGCCGACCCGGUCACCUUCAAAUCCAAGAGCAGCUAUCUGAGCCUGGCAACCUUACAGGCCUACACAUCCAUGCACCUCUUCUUCCAAUUCAAGACCACCUCCCCAGAUGGCUUCAUACUUUUCAACUCUGGAGAUGGAAAUGAUUUUAUUGCUGUAGAACUGGUUAAAGGAUACAUCCACUAUGUUUUUGACCUUGGAAACGGGCCUAACCUCAUCAAGGGCAAAAGUGAAAGGGCACUAAAUGACAACCAGUGGCAUAAUGUGGCCAUCACGCGAGACAACAGCAACACCCAUACACUGAAAGUAGACGCUACAGCCACUAGUCAGAGUAUCAAUGGGGCCAAGAAUCUGGACCUGAAAGGCGAUCUGUUCAUCGCAGGACUGGGUCCAGGCAUGUAUGGCAACCUGCCUAAAUUGGUGGCUUCCAGAGAGGGCUUCCAGGGCUGUUUGGCAUCAGUGGAUCUCAAUGGUCGCCUACCAGAUCUCCUCAGUGACGCCUUGUUUCGCAGUGGGCAGAUUGAACGUGGAUGCGAAGGUCCCAGUACUACCUGUCAGGAGGACUCCUGUGCCAACAUGGGUAUUUGUAUUCAGCAAUGGGAGAACUACACCUGUGACUGCUCCAUGACCUCCUACACUGGCACACAGUGCAAUGACCCCGGAACGACGUACAUCUUUGGUAAAGGAGGGGGCCUCAUUACUUUCAAGUGGCCAGCCAAUGAGAGACCGAGCACCAGGACAGACAGGCUGACCGUUGGCUUCAGCACCUCUCUCAAAGAUGGCAUUCUUGUCAGGAUUGACAGUGCUCCUGGUUUGGGGGACUAUCUUAUGCUGCACAUACAACAAGGCAAAAUUGGAGUGACAUUCAACAUUGGCACUGUGGAUAUCAGUGUGCAGGAGAGCAGUAUCCCAGUGAAUGAUGGGAAAUAUCAUGUGGUCCGCUUCACCAGAAAUGGUGGUAAUGCUACGCUGCAGGUGGAUAACUGGUCCAUCAAUGAACACUUCCCUACAGGGAACAGUGACAUUGAACGCUAUCAAAUGGCCAAUAAGAAAAUUCCUUUCAAAUACGCCAGACCCGUAGAAGAGUGGCUACAAGAAAAAGGACGGCAGCUAACAAUUUUCAACACUCAAGCAACUGUUGCAAUUGGUGGUAGUGAUCGAGGCCGGCCAUUUCAAGGUCAACUGUCUGGUCUUUAUUACAAUGGCCUCAAGGUGUUGAACAUGGCCGUUGAGGGCAACCCUAACAUCAAGAUUAACGGCAGUGUCAGGUUGGUAGGUGAUGUGCCCAGUGUGGCAGGCUCAGCCAGGACCACAGCCAUGCCUCCAGAGAUGUUCUCUACUUUCAUCGAGACUACUACCAUGAUGUCCACUACCACCACACGGAAACACAGAUCCUCCUCAACUGUACAGCAUACGGCAGAUGAGAUUGUUUCAUCUGCAGAGUGUUCGAGUGAUGACGAAGACCUGGAGGAGUGUGAAACUAGUCAUGCAGCUGAAUUAGUCAUCCCAGUACUUGAGGAUCCAUUAGCGCACCCCCCUGUAGCUCCUCGUGCACCCUUCAUUCCCACUCCCUCAACCCACCACCCACUCCUCACCAUUAUUGAGACCACCAAAGAGUCCCUGUCCAAGACCACUGAGGCGGGGGUACCUUGCUUGUCGGACCGAGGCAGCGAUGAUUGUGAUGAUGAUGGCUUGGUGAAAUCGGGGUAUGGCUCUGGGGAAGCGUUCAAGUCUAACCUACCCCCUACCGAUGAUGAAGAUUUUUACACGACCCUCUCCUUGGUAACAGAUAAGACCUUGACUAUCACUACCGCCAUACCACUAACCGCCGACCAGAGCCGCACCACCGCCACCUCUGCCUUCACCGCCACCCUCCACAAUGCUCCCGCCAAACAGCUGGCUGGCAAAAUGAAUAACCGCGAGCUAAAACCCCAGCCCAACCUAGUGUUGCUUCCAUUGCCCACAUCCUUUGAGGUAGACAGCACCAAACUGAGGGGCCCAUUAAUAACCUCCCCCGUGUUCCAUAAUAUACCCACAGCACUUCCCACAGAACCAGGCGUCAGGAGAGUUCCAGGGCCCUCGGAAGUGGUUCGUGAAUCUAGCAGCACCACCGGGAUGGUCAUCGGAAUAGUGGCGGCCGCUGCCCUGUGCAUCCUCAUCCUUCUUUAUGCCAUGUAUAAGUACAGGAACAGGGAUGAAGGGUCCUACCAGGUGGACGAGAGCAGGAACUACAUCACCAAUUCAGCUGUGCAGAGUAAUGGCACUGUCCUGAAGGACAAGCAGCAGAGCUUAAAAGGCAGCAACAAAAAACAGAAAAAUAAGGAUAAGGAGUAUUAUGUGUGACUGUGAGACUUAUGUGAACACGACACAGUAAAG
Scomber scombrus (Atlantic mackerel) is the source of this 5079-nucleotide messenger RNA. It is a transcript of the gene nrxn3a, whose product is annotated as neurexin 3a. The record is from RefSeq and is a predicted model, not a curated record. The coding region runs from base 1 to 5046 and encodes 1681 amino acids. NCBI's taxonomy places the organism in Eukaryota, Metazoa, Chordata, Actinopteri, Scombriformes, Scombridae. The transcript has 26 exons.